CUUUCUCACAUGCCAUAAUAUUUAUUCUAUUUUUUUAUACGUGCCGUCUCGGGCUUUUGGUUUCUUAAAACUGUCUAAUAUAAUAGGUUUCAAAAUGCCUGAUAUCCUUCUUGUAUCCGACCAGGAAAAGAGGAUAAAAUCUCUAAAACGGCGUAUUGAAACCUGGCGUGUUUUUCUCGUUGCCUUGUAUUCUGUCCUCAUAUGGACUGAAUCCUGGUACCCUGCACCUAUUGUUGGAACCAUUAGUACUGUAUUUCUGAUGUACUGGUAUUGGAAUCCUCCAAUCAUCACCUCCAUUUCUCUAUUUUUUAUGAUGCUCAGUUUGAUUGAUUACAGUGUUCCUAGAAUAUGUAGUUGUAUAUCACAACCUCAUCAAUGGACAGCAUCAAAUGAGAAAAAGUUUGAGAUAAUCUGUGAAACUCUGGUGAAAACUCAAGAUAAAAUUUACAACCAGAUGACAUAUUUUAUUGAUCUCAAAAGGACAAAUCCUAAAAUGUAUUUCUUGUCACUCUUUUCAUUCUGCAGUCUUUCAGCUUGGAUCGGUUACACAGUCAACAACUGGCUCAUUUGUUUUAUUCUCGUCACACUCGUCUCAUUGUAUCCCGGCGUCAAACACAACGAAGUACUAUCAAAAUUUCUGUCGAUAUUCCUACACCGAGUCACCAAUGGCAUCCGAUCGUAUACAGAAAAGGAUUCUGUUAAAAAUAAGUAAAUGGGAACUUGAUGAGUCUCAAAGUCAGAGUUUGUGUCUCUACUAUCUUAGGUUUUUAAAUCACGAUUGGGGCUUUUUAAAUGGUGGCAUACUAGUCUUUAAUUUCUGUGCUUGAAGGUUCAAUCCAGAUAUAAUUCUCUUUGUUCGUUUAGUUUUCUAAUUUUCAAACUGGAGCAACGAACCUUAAAAUUCCGUGAUUUUGAAGUACUUAAAUUAUUAUGAUGUACGUUUAGAAAUUGUACAUUUUAGUAAAAUUUGCCUCACAGAACUUUGAAAGGGGAGAGGAGUAAGGAGAUAUCCUGAAAGGGUUUUCCGUAUUACUCUGACUCUUUCUCAAUUUUUUUUUCUUUAUUACACUAAUUUAAUGAUGACAUUGAAAAACUCAAAAGUAGGAUCAUUAUCCUACUAGGAUUAAAUGAAAAGAGCAACUGAACAAAACAUCUUUGUAUUAUUAAUCAAAAUAUACGAAUCAUUUGAUGUGUUGAAAA
Daphnia pulicaria is the source of this 1200-nucleotide messenger RNA. It is a transcript of the gene Arl6IP1, whose product is annotated as ADP-ribosylation factor-like protein 6-interacting protein 1. The record is from RefSeq and is a predicted model, not a curated record. NCBI's taxonomy places the organism in Eukaryota, Metazoa, Arthropoda, Branchiopoda, Diplostraca, Daphniidae. Bases 95 to 712 code for a protein of 205 amino acids. The transcript has 6 exons.